Messenger RNA from Branchiostoma floridae (Florida lancelet), 2775 nucleotides. Its product is annotated as blastula protease 10-like. The record is from RefSeq and is a predicted model, not a curated record. The coding region runs from base 265 to 1536 and encodes 423 amino acids. Gene Ontology annotation, biological process: proteolysis. NCBI's taxonomy places the organism in Eukaryota, Metazoa, Chordata, Leptocardii, Amphioxiformes, Branchiostomatidae. Gene Ontology annotation, molecular function: zinc ion binding; metalloendopeptidase activity. The transcript has 10 exons.
CUUGUGUCUGUAGUACCGAGAGGGGAAUGGUUUUAGGACGACUGUUUAGGCACGUGAUAUCGUGUCGCGCUGUAGGCAACCCCUUACAAAUUGUGCAGGGGGCAAAGGUUAAAAACUUUGUAAGGGCGCUGGGCGAGACACGCGGAGGAAGAGCAGGGUUAACGAGCGGCACAGACACAGGAAAACUUGACUGAGUUUGCCGCGGUGGAAGGAAGAGUCUACGUUCUUUUGCCAAGAGAUCUGUCUUCAAACCCGCACGAUACCAUGGAACAGACUGUGGCGCUGGUGGUCAUCUUGUCUGUUGUACAGAUCGUGUCCUGCGUGUCCUCCGUCCGCCAUCCAUCCGAGGGCUAUCCACUGGGUCACUACCAGGAGGCGCUGAGAGAGCAUGACGAUUGGACGACGCAGGGCGCGGCCGUGGUGGUUGUCGGGAAACGCGUGACACAGGACGACAACACGAUACACAACAAUGUGGUUCAUCACCGGCGGAAAAGAAAGGCCAUCCGCAACCCGCACAUGCGCUGGCCACAUGGCAUCAUUCCAUACACUUUUGAUGUUGCAUUCAAUAGCUAUGACCGGGACAUAGUGAUCAAAGCCAUGAGACACUGGGAGGAGCACACGUGCCUCAGAUUCGUGCCGCUGGGCAGCCCACAGGCCAGAAACCUGCCCACGGACAACUACAUCAAGUUUAUUAAGGGGAGAGGCUGCUGGAGUAAGGUGGGCAUGUUCUGGUGGACCUCUGCACAGGAGCUUUCCCUGGGCAACGAAUGUUUACAGAGCAAAUACGCGGUCGCCAUUGCUGUUCACGAAAUGGGACACGCCAUCGGGUUUUUCCAUGAGCAUGCGCGACCAGACAGAGACAAUUACGUCACGAUACAAUGGGACAAUAUACGAUGGGGAAGGUAUCGCCACUUCGUCCGUUUUGGCUACAAUAUGAUUGACACAUUCGAUAUCCCGUACGACUACCUGUCCAUCAUGCACUACGCAGAUAACGAAUUCUCCUGGAACCGCCAUUCCUUGCGCACCAUCGAAACACGUGACCCGGCCUAUCAAAACAUCAUUGGUCAGAGCAUCUCCCUGUCAUUCCUGGACAUCAAGAUGACCAAUCAGAUGUACAAAUGUGCAGCCCGCUGCCCCUCGUACGUGCGGUGUACCAGACCCAACAGUUUUGUAGGACCGACGUGCCGGUGUAUGUGUCCCGGGUACCACGGGCUGGGCACCAGGGAGUGUCCGCAUGAAUCCACACAGAUCGUGCACGGGUACGGCGGGCACAGGCACAGACUAGACUGUUACCAAGGUAACGGGAACACGUACCGAGGCUCCCGGAGCUGGACCCGAAGCGGCCGCGCCUGUCUGAACUGGUCCAACACGCUGGACCGGGACGUGUCCACCCUGUCGUACCCGCGCGGGUCGGCAGGGAUCGGCAACCACAACUACUGCCGGAACCCCUACCCGGGCAGCCCCCAGCCAUGGUGCUACGUGGGAGAUAUACGCAUCUUCUGGGAGUACUGUGACGUACCAAGAUGUGAUUAUUAAUGACCAAUGUUGUUAGUAAUCUCCAAGCAGAUCCACCGUGGCGUAAUAUAGUAUCAAACCCAUUGUGCCCGUUUGACUCCCUUUGGCCGGCUAUACUCCUUGGCCAGCUUUGAUACUAUCUUAUUGCACCGUAGGAUCUGCUUGGAGAUUAUGCUGUUAGAGCCAUAGGGUCGCUUGCCUGGUGUUGCCGCAAUGCUUAUUUUCUUGCCAAUACUGAUUUUUUUAUUAAUAUCCGUUUGACGUUCUUUAGCUUUGUUGUUCCUUGUCUGUAGCUUCCGCAAGCUAUGUAUUGUGAUUACGUACUGUGUAUGUGUGCCGAUAAUACAUGUUUGUAGCCACAAAGGUGGUCUGAUAAUAGUAUGAGAAUUUGCUGCCAAGUAAGGAGAAUUCAAACACCAAAUGACUGUUUGUAUUUGUGUUUUGCGUUGCUCAAACGAAAACUACUGGAGAAAUGUGUCAAUUACCUGUCAAACAAAGACAGACAAACAAUCAAAUGCUGAUGAUCGACAUUUUCUGAAGAGUACAAUUGGUGAACCGCAAAGGUACGCUACCUCAAUACCGUGAAUACCAUAAGAGUGUUCGGAAUUUCAUGCAGUUUAUUUUGCUUUUUUUUUCUAAACUGGUUGUUGAAUAUCAUAUAUCACAGUCUUUAAAUUUGUUGGAUAUGCAUUUUUAUGGCGAUAAAAUGUCUUAAUAGUUUUAGAGUGACACUAAACAGGGUAACGACAGAUGUUAUAUUCGUAUUCUUCAAAGUAAUAAUACCUUUAGAUACCCUCUUUUCAGUCCCGUUUCUGGGGAUGAUAAACAUGAAAUUAAGCUCAAGAUUACCAUGAAAAAACAUAGCAUGUAUUUUUGAGGUACAUAUGCCCAUAUCAUAACUCGGAUAACAAGCUUACAGUUUUCUUAAUGGUUUAUGAAUGUGAAAAUGACGACAAGGGACAAUGCCUUUCGCAGGCGAAAGAACCAAGCUAUACGUUGACAAGAAACUCCACCUUGCGAAUUACGCAGUGUUACAGUGUUACAAUUAUACAGUAAAUAUCUCUAUCCUCGGUAUAUUGUUGCACUCAUACGAGUUAUACUGUAUUUACAGUGGGACUUAUGAUAAUGAUAUUGUCCAUCUUGCUAUCUUAUAUGUUUUAUGAUUUAAACCCCCUUUUGAUGUUCAGGGCAUUGUAGCUGAGUAUGUGAUAAUACCAAAGGGCUAAAGAUCAACUAUUAGUAUUAGAGUAAACAAUAAAU